UUAGCGACGUGGCUUCUCCUGCGCUCGCAUGCCUUUCCUCAUGCGUAUCAAAACAUAGGCGGAACAGCAACCGGAGCUUCGGACCUGCGCCAAAAACACACCGGCCGAGUCUGAAUGUGUAUUUUAUUCCGCUCUCGCCUCCGCCACUGCAAACGGCCACGACACCGCGGGGUCAGUUAUUGAGCGGUUUGUGUGCGGUUUAAAGUGUCCAGUUGAAGUGUCUUCAGUGAGCGGAGGUAUGGCAGAAGGAGGCUUUGACCCCUGUGAGUGUAUUUGCUCUCAAGAACAUGCAAUGCAGAGACUCAUCAACUUGCUGAGGCAGUCCCAGUCCUACUGCACAGACACAGAGUGCCUUCAGGAAUUGCCAGGCCCUGGUUCUUCAACAGGGGGAGAUGUGACUCUGCCCAUGAUAAUUAUGGGCUGGAUGGUUCUGGCCAUCAUGCUAUUUCUGCUGCGCCCUGCCAGUUUAAGGGGGCCCCGAACCUCCAACAAACCCACCGGCCCACCAGCCAAUCAUGGCAGAGAACCCCCAGCACCUCCAGUGGACUAGUGACCAAACAGGGCUCCCGAGUUCUACCCACGGCCAAAAACUCUGACAUCUGACCUGAACUUUUGACCUGGCCUCCAUUUGACCGAUUACUUUUACCUGUUACUGUUUCUGUGCUGACGGUUAUCAUUUAAUAUUUUCUUCUUUCUUUUUUUUCCUCUCUCAGUUUUCUUAUCUGUUUUUACUUGGAUUGAGAGGUGUUGAGGUGGGAGAAGAAGAGAGAAGAGUACUGAAAGCAGUGUCUUUUCAUUUUUUUACACUUAGAUUUUGACUGGUGUCCUUUUUUAAACAAACUAAAAGCUUCAGACAUUUAUGACACUAACUUUCUCUGAAAAAUGUAGGGGAGUGUUUUUAUAUAAUAUUGUGGCUUUAGAGCAUUAAAGUAAACAAGCUAUAAAUGUUGGUUGAAAGACACUGUGAAUAAUCCUAGAAAAAGCAGAAAAAGUAUGAUUCAUUUUGAGGUAGCCUGUUACUAAUGUGUGUGUAUCUAGACUUGAGGGGCUUUUGUGUGUCGUUAGUGUGGUUAGAAAGGCUACUUAUCUGCGCAGGAUAGAGGGCAAAGUGCAUUCCAUAACAGCCAUGUCAUCCUGGAUGCUUCUGAUGUCAUUCAUGAGCUCAGAGCGUGGGCUUUGGCCCUUGUACCAUACAAUUCUGUAAGCACAAUUUGCUUUUCUCAGAAGGAUUUACAUGACUAGAGCUGAGCAAUAUAGUUACACCCAUCAUGAUGUGAAUGCCAGAGUGAAUCCUAGUAUGAGAACUGUGUAGGAAUGACUUGGAUCUUGGGCCUUUGCUGUUGUCAUGGUUUGUGGCUUUCAGAGUUGAGGGCAAUGAUGUUUUUAUAAUUGGACACAAGGCUGACUACAUACAAGUAAUCCUAAUUCAAAGCUACACACAAAAUGCAAAAAAUGACAUCUUGGCAAGUGAAACCAUCCUAAAUGUAGUCAAUUUAUCUAAUACUUUUACAAUUACAUUUAGGGCUGGGUACUGAAGUUGUAUACCUCUACAAUGUCAACCAAAUUAUUUGGAUAUAGCAAAAAAAUUGUCAUUCAGUUCCAAAUUUCAGUUUCUUACUAGUAAGCCAGUCAAGCAUACUUUUCUAAAAUUUAAACUGCUGAUUGGGUGUCCAGAUUACCUUCUGUAAGCACAUCAUUAAUGUUAUUGCUAAUUGAUUAGUCGGCAAUCCUUUACAGUAAGUAAAUAUACCCACUUUCAGUACCUCACAUUAAUUUCUGCUUUAAGCCACACCUACCCAAGAAAGUACUGAAAAAAGUACUGUCCAAGAAUUGGUAUUAAAAUCAAGGUAUUGGCAUUGAUAUUGACCCAAAUAGUUUUGAACAAUAUUUAGCAUUUUAACAUUUUGAAGUUGCUGUAUGAUUACUCUACAUAUUUAUAGACAUUGUAUGAUUGCUUUAAGUAAUUUUAUUUAGUGAAAUCGUCUUAUUCUGUUGGCAGAUAAUUUUUAUUGUUUAAAGCAAUAUAUCUUCAAACAAGCAAUAUUAUCUGCCAAUAAGAAAAUGACACUACAUAACAUUGCAUAAAAAAGUGACCAGCAUUUAGAAAUGGGGUGAAUAUUCUCAUUCUUUUACUCUUUCUUCUCAAACAGUUGAAUAUGGGAGCAUUCUUUAAAGCUUGUACAGAAAGCUUGCCUCACAACAGUUGCUGUGGGAAAAAAACCUUGUAUAUUCAUGGUUUCGCUGGUUUAUUGUUUAUUUUUGCAGGUUUUGAAAAUGCCCUUUUUUAUCAAAAUUUCUAGAUGAAUGGACCAAUAGAAAUGAUCGAUAAUUAUCAUUGUCAUUAAUAUCCAAAUUUACUAACAUUAAAAUUUAGGAAAGUUUUCCGUCUCCUGUAAAAUUACCUUUUGGAGAUAGGAAGUUUUAUUUCAACAGUGACAAUAUGCUUUCUACCCCUGUAUCAUAUUACUGGCGAGGAGCCAUUGCCUAUGAAAAUCACCUUGUUCUUGUAAACUUGAAAUGUUUGGGUGUAACAUUUAAAGUUACUGGCCUAAAAAUCAGUACAUUUUUCACUUUUCACAUUGGAGGAACAUAGACUACAUGUAAACAUGUAUUUUGAAUGUUUGUGUAGCAUAAUCGUAGUAGCAUUUAUUAGGAUAGCUUUGUAUUAUCAGAAACUAGAGUGACUAGCGUCAGAAUCAGAAUCUCAUUUUGUGCUAUUUCUGUGUUAAAAAAGGUCGGGUUAAACAUACAGAUCUCUUCCAGAAUGGGUCAGAAAAAUCUGAGGACUAACUUUCUGCUGUUACAUGAAGUCUUGAGCACAUAUUCUAGUUAGUAGCUGGGCAUUGAUGAUUUCUCUGAAUAUUUUUCUGAAUGUCAUAGAUGAUUUUUCUUAAUUUUUAGUUUGUUCAAAGGCAUAUUAGACACCAAAUUAUCAGAGUUGAUUGAUAAGUGCUUGAAUUGAACAUAUUUUCAGGAAUGGUGUUGGUGUGCCUUUUAAGUCACAGAAGUCUAUGUAAUUCAUCUCCAGGCACAGUCUACUGUGUAUAGACACUGUUUAAAAGUUACUGAGUGCUCUAAAGGCUUAAGGACACCGAUCUGACUAACACAAACAACCACAAAUGACAAAAACAUUUCCACUCAUGUUUGUUUUAUGGGGAAAUUUAGAUUGUCCUCUCUCCAUUCACUUUGGUUGGUUUGGCUCAUCAGUUCUGCUUUGUCAACCUAAGGAUAACUACAAACUUCAGAAUGUAGGUGGAAUGUUUGGUCGGUGUGUUCUAGCCUUAAGAGAAAGGGCUUCAACUAUGCACUUUUGGUUACUGCAAAUAAAGAAAACAGAUACAUCUAUACUGUA
Molecule: messenger RNA, 3352 nt
Organism: Colossoma macropomum (tambaqui)
Lineage: Eukaryota; Metazoa; Chordata; Actinopteri; Characiformes; Serrasalmidae
Gene: smim14
Product: small integral membrane protein 14
Exons: 5
Coding region: 239-550 (103 amino acids)
Cellular component (GO): endoplasmic reticulum
Source: RefSeq, a predicted model, not a curated record